GCGUUGACGCAGCACGCUGAGUCGCCAUGGCAACGGCGUCAGCGUGUUCCUGUCGCUGAAGCGUUGGCGGAGCAGCCGGCUAGCACGCUGGCUAACCUAGCUAGCUAGUUAAACGAUGCUAACCAGCUAACUAAGUGACGGCUGGGCUGACGGUGACGACGGAGGGGUGAACUCUCGCGGUGUUUCGUUGGAGGCGAGAACGAGAUGACCGUCCGCUUCAGGAGUAAGACUGAAUACCAGAAGAGCUACAGGGUUUCCCGGUCCAAAAGUGUGUCUACUCAGCGCUGCGCCCCAUUGGCCGGCCUGCGCUCCGAUCAGAUGGGUAUCGGCAGAGAACCGGGUCUCCAGCGGCGGAAGAGGCUCGGUCCUGGUGGUCUUGCUCAGUCCUGCAGCUCUCUGCUGAGUCCUCCAGAUCCACAGAACUCCCUCGCAGAGCCGACUGCACUCAGAACAGCCCCCCCUGCUGCCUCUAGGAGUCUCUCCGCUCACAGGAAGGGGACUUCCCUGGAGCCAAAUCCUCCGACACCUCUCGGAGCACGAGCUGAUCCUGGAUCUCCUGCAGCCUCUGGACCUCCAGCAGGACCACGACCCGCUGCAGACCCUGGACCAUCAGUCGAACCAGGAACUGCUGAAAAAUCUGCAAAGUCCCGCCCCUCCAAGCUUGACAGCCAACCACAGCUGAGCCGACCUUUGACAGCAGCGCCAGACGGACAGCAGCACUCGGCCAAUGAGGUUCAUCACGCUCUGCGGUGGAAGGCGGGGCUGAGGACGGGAGGUCAAAGGUCAGGAACUCACAGGUCAGAGUACCUCAGACAGUUCGGCUGGAAGAAACCUGCAACUGCUGCUUCUCCCAUGCUGACUGCAGAACAGCUGAUCCACUCCAGCAGCAGAUCCGUGCCGCCCUUUAAGAAACACCCCGUUCCCAUGGAAACGGAGUACCGGCGCAGCUUCCGGGGUCUGGUCCCGUCCGCCGAGCCCCGCCUCCGUAAACACCUGGAGCAUCAUCAGACAGCCCCACUGUUCCACACACACACGACCAACAAAAAGAAGAGGGAGGAGCCAGAGAAGAAGCCACGCCCCAGUCAAAAUGUCCCCGCCCCCAAGAAAGAUGCACCCACGCCCCCUCCUCCUCCUCCUCCUCCUCCUCAGGUGCAGAGAGGACACAGCUUUCGUUCUCCCCUCCACAGAAUCCCAGAGGGAGGCGGAGCCACGGACGGCGACGCCUUUCAGGUGGAGGAGUUGAGGCAGAAGGCCUCGUCGUACCGCCGUCGGGCCUGGGGAGCUAACUUCUCCAGAGACCACCUGAGCCAGCUGCUGUCCGAACACAACGCUCUGUGGGAGCCCACGGACACAACCGACUCUCCCACCGACACCCCCACCCCACGCCUGACCUUUGACCUAUGCCCUGACCCGGACAGCCGCAACAGCUCCCCCGUGGAGGCUCUGGACCUGGCCAGCCGCUCCAGUAGAUCCAGUAAGAGGUCUUCUGUGACGAGCUCAGGAGACAAAAACACACAAAUCAAAGCACAAACAUUUCCAAGUCCUCCUGCUGAAACGCAUACGGCCUGGGGAGUAGAAGAAGAAGAAGAAGAAGAAAACAUAGACGAGGAGGAGGGAAGGUUACCGACUCCGAGGCUGAAGAUACGACCAGUUCAGAGAACUCACCAUGACCUCACCACACCUGCCACCGGAGGAGCUAUACUGGUGGGAAAACUAAAGAGCAGUGAUGAAUAUUCUCCAAACAAACAACGGUGCGGGUCAGCUGUGUCCGCAGCCGACAUGCCAGUCAAACAGAAGGAGGCGUGGCCUGAUAAUAGCCCCGCCCACCUCCCCCAUCUUCCUCACCACCUCCCCCAAGCCCAGCUGCCACCUGCCUCUAAACCAAUCAGGGCGAAGCAAACGUCCCAUCUGGCCCCGCCCCCACUGGCCCCGCCCCCACAUCACUGUAUCCAGGGCACGCUAAGAAACGCCGACUUCCAGCAUAACGGUGAGCUGGGUUUGAGGUUCAGGGAGCUUCAGUGUCCGGGAGGAGGCUGCUGCUCUGAUGAAGACGACCGGCUGUCGGUGAUGUCGUGGCGUUCGGCGUCCUCCUGCUCGAUGGCGUCCGCCGUGCUGGACCGCGCUCAGAAGAGACGGGAACACUUCUGGGGGAAGAGAUGACCUUUGACCUCCCAUCUCUGUUGUACAAUAUACUAGUGAGAAUAAUGUAUUUUUAAUAGAUGAUUAUUUUAAAUAUCGUGUAUUUUUAUAGUUUAUUUUUACAAAGUAAUAGAUGUUUUUAUAAAUUCAGUAAUUGUGUUUAUUUAGUAACU
Messenger RNA from Anoplopoma fimbria (sablefish), 2312 nucleotides. RefSeq names its product Mdm1 nuclear protein (gene saxo6). Gene Ontology annotation, molecular function: microtubule binding. Gene Ontology annotation, biological process: negative regulation of centriole replication. The record is from RefSeq and is a predicted model, not a curated record. Lineage: Eukaryota; Metazoa; Chordata; Actinopteri; Perciformes; Anoplopomatidae. The transcript is spliced from 16 exons. Bases 205 to 2160 code for a protein of 651 amino acids.